AUGAGUGAUCUCGACUCACAUAACACCGCCUCCGAUGUUGACGAUGAUGACCAUGAGCCAGAGCCAGCACUGAAAAUCACCCUCCACCUCCACAACAAACCCAUCGAACUCGCCUUCCACCACAUGGACGCCACGAUCCAAGACCUCUCAGACGACGUCGCCGAGGAAUUCCACAUCCCGCCCUCGAACCAGAAAUUCCUCAUCUCCCCCAACAUCGGGCUGCUCAAACCACCCUUUAAAGACCCCGAACUACGUCUCCAGACCCUACAAUCGAAGAAGAUCGCCCUCAUAGGCGCCACAACAGCCGAAGUCCACGAGCUCCAAACCGACAUCUCCGACCGCCGAGCCCGGAUGGAACGCCGUCGCUUAGCCCAGAAUGCUGGUAGAAAGGUCAAAGCGAACACAAGCAAAGACUGGAAGAAAGUCCAAGACGAUGCCCGCUACCGCUUCCACACCAUCCGCCCUCUCCCUUACCUCACCAACCCCGAGAAAUCCCAUCGCUUCCUAGAAAGACUAGCCGACGACGCUGGGAUAAAAUACACUAUGCGCAAACACGGGUUCGCCGUCGGCCUGCUAACAGAAAUGAACCCCGUGGAACACACGACCGAUACCAGCCGCACCUUGGGUUUGAACCGCAACGCAGGCGAAGUCAUCGAGCUCCGGCUCCGCACAGAUGCUUAUGAUGGGUAUCGGGAUUACAAGGUUAUAAGGAAGACAUUGUGUCACGAACUCACGCAUAAUGUCUGGGGUGAUCACGAUAGGAGGUUUUGGGAUCUGUGUAAAGAGAUUGAGAAGGAAGUCGAGGAGAACGAUUGGAGGAGGGGGGGACAUAGUGUGGGGCGGGAAGAGUUUUUCAAUCCGGGGGAUGUUGGGGUGGGAGAUGGGGAGGAGGAUGGGGCGGCGCAUGAUCAUGGGAGGUGGACGGGUGGGGAGUAUGUGCUUGGUGGAGGGGGUGGUGGUGGUGGUGGGGGCGUAGCAGCGGGGUCGGGAGGGGAGCUGCUUAGUAGACGGGAUAUCAUUGCUAAGGCUGCGGAGGAGAGGGCGAGGAGGCAGCAUGAGGCUAAGGAGGCGGAGAGGAAGGCUAAGGAAAGCCCAUCUUCCGCUGGGGCUUGA
This is a messenger RNA of Recurvomyces mirabilis, 1113 nucleotides long. RefSeq lists its product as uncharacterized. Gene Ontology annotation, molecular function: proteasome binding. The record is from RefSeq and is a predicted model, not a curated record. NCBI's taxonomy places the organism in Eukaryota, Fungi, Ascomycota, Dothideomycetes, Mycosphaerellales, Teratosphaeriaceae. The transcript has a single exon. Bases 1 to 1113 code for a protein of 370 amino acids.